Messenger RNA from Kluyveromyces lactis, 1641 nucleotides. RefSeq names its product Nur1p (gene NUR1). Lineage: Eukaryota; Fungi; Ascomycota; Saccharomycetes; Saccharomycetales; Saccharomycetaceae. Bases 1 to 1641 code for a protein of 546 amino acids. The transcript has a single exon. Gene Ontology annotation, biological process: maintenance of rDNA; regulation of exit from mitosis. The record is from RefSeq and is a predicted model, not a curated record.
AUGGCAUUUUGGCGAAAUAGACAUGAAUCACCAGCCAUUUCACAAGAAAGAAGCCCCAGUCCUGACAGGUUCCAAAAUAGUGAAGAUAUAAGGGAAGAUAAUAAUAAUUAUAAUGAGGAUGAAAAAUUAGGAUGGUUUGCUUCGUUCAUGGGAAUGUUUUCAUUACCUUACGACUGGUACUUAUCUAUCAACGAAGAUAUAGCUGUGAUUGACUGGGAUAGUAAGUCAAACUCGGUAGCAUGGCCUUUAGGAAAUGUUCUAACCUUCCUUUUCUUCUCCGUACGAUUAUUGCAGGACAAUGUGAUAGCCCCAAACAUCAAUAAGCUAACUCAUUCUGAUGAUGCAUUUGACUUUUCAAAAUCUAAGAAUCUUCAGAAAUAUGAUUAUUUUCAGCAGUAUGGAGGUUCCGCUUCUUCAAGCGAAAAUUUAUACUACAAAAUGUUAAGACAAUUGCACCGCCUGUUUUAUCUGCUGACGGUGUUGUUAUUAAUCACUAAUAUUUCGGUAACUUAUAGAUAUCUUUUCGCGCAUUUCCAGACCUACUCGAUUUUUUAUUGGAAAACUGUUCCGAAGUCGAAGAAUGUAACCAAAAAAUCACUUCAUGAUUUGAACCAUACCUACGUCGAAGACGCCAAAAGAGACUCUUUAUGGGGGAUGAUUAAGUAUCUCUUGUUCAAUGGGUCUCACGAUGAUGAGACAAAUAGAGCCCAUUAUUAUGAAUUACGAAAAUGGACACCAAGCAGGUUUCUUACAUCUUUUUUUGUCUCAUUUUCUCCAAUUGCAUUCUGUUUCUUGUGGAUGACAGAUGUUACUUUCAAAACUCUUAUUCCAAUCAUUAUUCACCAAUAUGUUUUAUGGUUUAUUGUUAUUGAUCGAUACGAGCAGAAAUUGAAGGAUGAGCAGAUUUUGAGCAUGUCCAGUGUGGCUGAAUUAAAUUCAAAAGUUAUUCAACCUAAAAUGAAUGUCUUGAAGCAAGAUGCGAUGGUUGACGCAACACCUUAUAACGAUGGAAUAGUUUACUUCUAUCCGGCUUACACCACUACAAGGUCGCACGUCUUUGCAACCCACACUUUGAGUGGGAAACUUAGUAAAGAAAAGUAUAAUCCUCGCACAGAUUCAUUCGAGGAUGCCAAUUCACAGCGUACGGAAAACUACGUAAGGUUCUCGUACCAUCACCCUAAGUCAAUAAAUGGUGCUUAUGUACGAGAAUCGUAUCCUAGCAGACAGCAUAGUCCGCGUUUGAGCCCUUCUCGCUAUUCUCAUCUUCAAAGUGGUAAUACACCUUCCGCUCCCUCCACGCCACUUCUAAUACCAUCUCAACAACCUCAUUUCGAUCAUUCCAUGUUGGCCAAUGCAUCUAGAAAUCAUAAUAUAAGUGAGAGAAGAAACUCUCAUAGUCCUAUUAAACAACACUUUGCAAAUAGGUUACUAAACUAUCCGGAUGAAACAAAUGAUAGCAUACCCGAUGUGUCUGAUGACAGAUUCAGAAUGGAUGAUCGUUUCAGAAGAGGCAGACAAGGCUAUUUCAAUCGAUCUCCCGACAUCAAUUCUGGUACGUUACAUUACGAUGAUGGUGAUGAUGAUGAUAACCGUAUAUCAAAGUCUCCCUUUCGGAAUUCAUCGUCUUCACCAUUUCGGUAG